AUGGCAUUACCACCAGGGCCUUAUGCGAUUAAAUCAGUCAAGCUCGAAAAAUACUUGCUCUACACGCCGCCGGAUGGUUCUCUCCUAUUCUCCGGAGAGAGUGGUACGGACCCAAACACAACGUUCAAAGUGGAGGCGGACAAAGACCAUAGCGAUCUGGUGAAUAUAAAAUCAUCCAACGGCAAAUACUGGAGGAGGGUAGACGAAACCAACAACUAUAUUAAUUCCACCGCUGACGUGCCAUAUAGAAAUCAAAGCUCAUGGCAAUGUACACUCUUCCAGAUUACGAAGGACACGGAUGGCCACAAAUACCGAAUCCGCCACGUGCAACUCGGAGGAUAUGUAGCGCCAAACCCUGAAAACAAGAACCGUGCCUAUGUAAGCACAAGUAACGACACAGGAAACCAAGAAGUUUUCUUCGAAGGGAGUUAA
Molecule: messenger RNA, 432 nt
Organism: Prunus mume (Japanese apricot)
Lineage: Eukaryota; Viridiplantae; Streptophyta; Magnoliopsida; Rosales; Rosaceae
Source: RefSeq, a predicted model, not a curated record